This is a messenger RNA of Notodromas monacha, 4467 nucleotides long. The record is from the annotation of a GenBank genome assembly. Lineage: Eukaryota; Metazoa; Arthropoda; Ostracoda; Podocopida; Cyprididae.
AUGGGUUUGAUUGAGAUCACCGUAAUUUACCGCAACCUUUAUGUUCAGGAAGACGGAAGAUGUUCUGUUCUCCCACCCGAAGUUCCGUCAGGGGUUUUGAUCACUAGUGUGAACUUCACGGCGGAUCACCGAUCUUUUAUUAAAUCGCCGCAAUCCAUUGUGACUCCUCCGGGAGAUAGCGUCAAUUUUGAAUGCCAAACGGAUCCUCCCGCGGACAAGUAUACGUGGUUGAGAAAUGGUAUUUUACUGGAGAACAGCACCAGUACAAAAAUAAUCGAUGGAUCAUUGAAUAUUAAGCUGGGUAUUCAUUUCGAGGAGUAUGACAAGCAGCUUGGUGACUAUCAGUGUGUCGCGUGGUUUGGAUCCAGUGGUCUUGCUUCCGUUGCCGGUACGCUGGAUCUCGCCCAGUUACUCCCUUUCCCUAGCCCUAAUGGCCAAGAGAAGAAACUAGCUGUGAUUGAGGGCAAUGCAGCCGUUAUCAAAUGCCAAGCCCCAUUUUCAAGGCCUCAAGCAACGAUAACGUUCUACAAGGAAGGCGCCGUUGUUUUUCCCGACGGAGAUAAUGGAAAUCUGAUCAUCUACGAUCUUCGGAUGAACGAUACUGGAUCUUAUACGUGUUCAGCGCACAAUCACAUCACGAAUCAAGUUCAAAUGGCGAACGUGAAUUCAUCGCUCAAAGUGGUCAAUACUCCGUAUACCGUUCAACCAGCUUUUAAAGUGAAGCCACUCGCUCUGAAUCAUGUGGUUCGAGGAUCUAACCUCACGUUGGAAUGUGUUGCUGUGGGUAAUCCUCCGCCGAAGGUCAAGUGGACGAAAUAUGGAGAAACCUUGAACAUGAAUCGACAUAUGUUAUUGAGGUCAAAUUUGAAACUUGUUAAUAUUCAAAAAAGUGACGAAGGCUCGUAUAUCUGCGAGGCGGAAAACGUGAAAGAAACGCCGGUGAUAUCUGUGCCGCCGUUGGACACCAGUGUCAUUGAAGAUCAAGAAGUAACAAUGACAUGCCUUGCGAAAGGUCGUCCCAGCCCAAUUAUAGACUGGGUAUUCAAUGGUCGUGAUGUCAGAACAUUGAGUGGUGUUCGUGUCUUCGAAAACAAGCUCGUAAUUUACCGGGCAAAGAAAGAGCAUGCCGGAAUUUUCCAGUGUUUCGCGAAGAACGCGUACGGUGUGGAUACUUCGCCGGCGUUUUUGUUCGUUCAGCCUCGAGGUGUGACAUCAUCAGAUGAUCUUGGGAGCAAAGUGGAGAAGGGUUCCGACCGCGGUAAUCGUCGAGGGAAUGGAAAGGGUAAAAGGCCCGGAAGACGUCCCUCUGGCCCAAAUGUCUCCUCAGACGCGAUGGAACCGCCAUCCCGUCCUAACGUGACCAGACUCACUGACGAAUCCGUUAUGCUCACCUGGGAAAUGCCGGUUACCGUUGGGGCAUUGCCAAUUCAAUUUUUCAAAAUCCAGUAUAAAGCUAUGCGACGCCGCACGGCCUGGCGAACCUUGGACGAAGAAAUUCCACCUCACAUUCGUUCGUAUGCCGUGCCUGGUUUAGAAAAUGGACAGCGAUAUAAAUUCCGCAUUCUCGCCGCAUAUGCAAAUAACGAUCAUUCUGUUGGUCCUACAUCAAAGCGAUUUCUGCUUGAAGCUGACUCAUCGGACGAUCGGCCGACCCAUCCUCCGAGGAUUGUGGAUUCCACUGCCCUCGGAAAUGAUUCAUUGGAAAUCCAGUGGGAGUACAAUCAAGCAGAAAAGUCUAUUGAAGGCUUCUUCAUCUACUACAGAUCAACAACGUCUGCUGGAGAUUAUCAAAAGGUCACCGUGAUGGGUUCUGCGUGGCGAUCGCAUAUUUUGCGGCAUCUUGAACCCGGGACGACGUACGACAUAAAGAUCCAAGCCUUCAAUGUUGGUGGGCCGUCGAGCUUUUCUGGGCUCAUCACAGCGAAAACGAGAGAUUACAAUCACGGAAACGAUUCUUCUGCGUCCAACGAUCGACGCGGUGAUGCUGUUUUCGGUUCUGCCUUCGAUGACGAAAAAAGGAACUUCGGACUUCCGACAGAAUUCCCUCUGACAGCGAUGGUUGGAGCUGUAAUCGGAGCCAUUUUGUUCCUGAUCGCUGUUCCUUGUGCAAUUGCGUACUGUCGGCGACGCAUCAACAGUCCUGGUGCUAAUGAAGAAACAGAGUCCAAAUUUCGAGAAUUUCCAGCGGUUGGUCCACCUGAAGGUGAACCGAUGCGUAUUCAUGAGUCGAGGCGGAAUGGCCAUAAUGGACUAAUGGCGAAUGGCCUGCGUCCCGUCAGCGCUGUUGUGGGUUUCAGUCCGAUCUCACUGUCGCCGAGCAACCCUGUUUCAGCAAGUUGUGAUCACUUGGAUUCUCCCAGACGCCCUCUAGAAACACUUGAAAGGGUCAACGGGAUUCAAGAGACAUCAUUUAUGCUCAUCCCUCCUAGUGCACACCCUUCACAUGCUUCAAUGUAUCAGUCUUAUCCUGAUCGUCAAGAGUCGUGCUCAACAUUUUUGCCUGCGGCAGCUGAGCAGUCUGUAUCUACCCCACCGCGAAGGCGCGACUGGAGAGUAAUUGACUCAUCUCCUUCGGAGAUUGAAGCUUCUUGGGCGUCGCAACAGUUGUUGUCCUUACCGGACGAUCCUUCGAGCACCACCACUGUAGAGGGGGACGACAGCAGUAUCGUGUGGCGACGUGAUGAGCGUCGUUCGAGUCAACAAAAUAUUCGACCCAUGUCUUGGAGGAAUGAUAGACGACGGUCGAGGGAUAGCGUCCGACUGAAAAGAGAAGAAGUAUCAUGAAGCGUCGUGUAAAUUUUCAGGGAUUUUCGUGACCUUGUAUGAUCCAGCAUUUGAGUAUGUUUCGCUUCCUAGUGAAAGUGGAGUGCUGUUUUUUAAUACUGUACUAGUAACGAAAAAGGAAAGGAGUUAAGAUUUCGCAGUGUCAUGUCGGAAUUUAACUAUGUGCCAAAUGACCCAGUUGUUGGUUCGCGGUCAUACACAGCUUCAAAUUUUUUUUCGAACCGAAAGUUCGCCAACUUUUUUUUAAGGUUUCGAACGUGAUCGAAAUUGCUUCAUAGUAUGAUUUUAGGCAAUCGUGAUGCGGGAAACGUUUGAUGUUGGCGAUAAGUCCGCGUGAACUUUUUGUAAGACGUGAGAAACUGUUGGAAUUUCAUUUGCCUUCUUCCAAAUCUUGAAAAUUUUGAAAGAAUGCGCGGCCGUGUGAAUUCACAGUAACCAAAUGUUCAAAUUUGUAUGUGAGGAUUUCAUUGGGAAAGCAAGGUAAGUUUCAAAUAUAUUUGUUGAGCAAUUUUUAGAAGGUCUAGGAAAUUCGUCUGAACUUUAUACCCGCGUGGAGUUCAUUUCUCGUUGACGUUUUAAAAUUUAAAAAUAUUGUUUGCUAGUUUGUUUGUGGAUCUGGGAGUUGUAAGUGAUGAUUAUAAUCUGAACAUUCAGUUCACUAGAAAGUUAUUGGUAGUUUGUGAUCGUUCGUAACCCUGACAAUCGAUUCUUCACGAGUUCCUCAAUCCAUGAAGGAUUUCAAAGUCUCGUUUCUGUGAAUUAUUUGUUUCCUUGAGUCUCUUCUUGUUGUUAGAUCUUCGUUUUCUGAAAAUUGUAUUUCAAGUUUUUUUUUAAUUGUGUUUUGAUCGCGAUCGACUGAAAUUAUCAAGUUCUUAGUGUUGAACUAUUCUGCUGCAUUGCUACCUUCUGGGAAAGUGCCAUGUCUUCGUGUCAUGUUGGAGAAACUUGGCAUUGGAAGUUGAUAUUCUCGAGAGCGCAUGAAAUGUUUUUUGUGCGUUUUAGAAAUUUUAAGGCAAACGAGGCGAAAUUUGAGUCUUCUACUGCUCAACCAUGGAGCACGGAACAAAUAAGAUUCCUCGGAAAUUCCACGUGCCUUUGCAUAGUGAUUUGGAUCCCGAGCAUCGUUGCAUUUGUUGAUAUUGUUUGUUUUUGUUUUGUUCGUACUGACGACGGAAUUUGAAAGUGGGAAAGCGUACUUAAUAUAGUAACGAUAAUCGUUUUUACGAUCUGUGAUGAACUUACGGACUUCAGAUCUUUUAUGUCGAAAUUUUUUGUUUUGAGGCAACUUGUUCGUGCAGUCUACCUCUUUUGAGCGCAGGCUGCUUUUGCGCUCCACAAUGUCGGGGGGGGGGGGGGGGGGGUUGUUUUCAUUUGAGAAAUGUUUUUGCUCACUAGAUUUUUCUUUCUGGGUGUUCACCCGCAUGUCUGCCUUGUUUUGUUUUUCGGAAAAAUAUUGUUGAACUGGGGGUCGACGUGGAACUUGUCCGCGGUUUUUGUAGGCUUACCGAAUCUCCUGUUCGCUGUUCGAAUCAGUUCUCCUGAGCUCUCUUGUCAGCUUUUCCAUUUUUCGGUAUUGGAAAUGGAACGAUUGAGAUAGGGAUGUUUCAGUGGCGUUUUUGUGAUCACCGUUUUUCGCAAUAUUACUGAGAAUUCUUCUCGUGGAAUAGUAUGAUUUAACGCGUU